Messenger RNA from Saxophila tyrrhenica, 2601 nucleotides. Its product is annotated as CorA metal ion transporter. Gene Ontology annotation, cellular component: fungal-type vacuole membrane. Gene Ontology annotation, biological process: magnesium ion transmembrane transport; intracellular magnesium ion homeostasis. Gene Ontology annotation, molecular function: magnesium ion transmembrane transporter activity. NCBI's taxonomy places the organism in Eukaryota, Fungi, Ascomycota, Dothideomycetes, Mycosphaerellales, Extremaceae. The transcript is spliced from 2 exons. Bases 1 to 2601 code for a protein of 866 amino acids. The record is from RefSeq and is a predicted model, not a curated record.
AUGUCCUCGCCGACUCUAUCAAAAGUCAAAGGUCCGGACUCAAUGGCAAAACCAGAGUCGCGUACGGUGGGCGAGUCUUCGCAAGCUGCAGAGGCAGAGGGCUCACAGCCGAAGCCAACGAAGAACCCGAAGAAGAAGCAUCGAGCGGGCAAGAAGAGGAGGAACAAGCAACAGACCUUUCCAGGCCAGGAUGGCGAAGGGCAGCGACCCAGCCUUCUCGACGCGCCUUCGAGAUCCGGACAUGGAGAACCUUUCUAUCGGCUCAAUGGCCAAGGCAGUAACACGAGCCUGGAAAGCGAAGCGUUACUCGACCAUCGCGAGCAUAUGCCAUCAAGACCACGACGACAGAGUCUGCAGCAGUCCGGAUUUACUAGACCCAGUCUGCCGUUCGCCCGUCAUCGUGGGUCUGCCACAUCCGGUUUGAUGGCUGGAGCUCAGCGCUCAAGGCUUGCGCAAGCUUCAGGAACGGCCAUCAGCGAAGAUGAGGAGGAAGAGGAAGGCGCGAACGACAGGACACCAUUGCUGGCCACCGGGAGGAACCAUUCCAGACCACAGAUUUCCAGGAGUAACUCUGGUCACUAUGGGAGUGGCAUGCGAGUACGCAAAUCGUCCGUCCACUCCAAGAGCUCGUCGAAGCGGAAGGCCGAUGCCUUUGCUCGCAACACCGGUUCAUACGAGAGCGAUGGGUACGACAUCAACAACCCACCAUCGAUGCCGUCGUCGCCACAGCUGGGCUCUCUCGAUGACCUGAUGAUGGGAGGCCAGUCCCGAAACUCGUUUGAUCGGGGCCGCGAUGCUGUCAUUGACAUAGAUGGUGGUGACCGACUGGUUUCAAACUCGUCGCCGGAUACGGCUCGUAGAAGAUCCACCGCCGCCGAUCUGGCUGAGCGAGAUGUGUGCUUCCCUGCCGAUGGUCUGUCCGAGAUCGCGGAAGAGGACGACAGGCGUUCUCAAGCUGGUUCAGCAAGACAGCGCAACAGGCGGAAUCGAACACAGCAGUGGCCUGACCUCAGUGUCCUCGAGGAAUGGAGUAGGGAGGAGAAGGAGGAACGUACCCAUCAGGAGCACGUACGUGCAAAGAAGAUUAGCGAGCCGGUCAUGAUCGGCGGACGCCUCCGACCUGGCAAGCAGACGUGGCAUAGGGAAGAAGACGAUGCUCCCUUCCGCUUCACCUACUUUAACGAAAUGUUUGAUGGUACCAUCCAUGCACGCACUAUCAGCGAUCUCUUACAAGAAGGCGCCACCUUCAAAGACCUCUUCCUCCCGGAUCCAGUGGAGAUGCCAGAGGACAGCGAUGAUGAUGAAGACGAGAAUACGCUGGAACGGCCCACCCAUACGUGGAAUUCCGCCGUUCAGGCUCCUACCGGACACAUGCCUGGCGACCAGCAGUCUAGGCACACAUCUAUAAUGAGCGAUUUCGGCGAGAAGGAGAAGACGUCGGAACAAGGAAGCAAAGUCCAAAGCAGGUCGGAGACUCCAUCUGGGCAGAACUCGCAGGCUCCUACUCCACGGCAAUACAACAAGCAGAAGCGAUACGGACCACGCCCGACCUUCUGGCUCGACGUUCUACAGCCCACCGAGAUGGAGAUGAAGGUCAUUGCGAAGGCGUUCGGUAUUCAUCAGCUCACGACCGAAGACAUCCUCAUGGAAGAACAGCGCGAAAAAGUUGAGCUCUUCCACUCCUACUACUUCCUGAACUACCGUUCGUUUGAACAAGACAAGGAGAGCCCGGACUACAUGGAUCCAGUCAACUUCUAUGUUGUGGUCUUCCGUGAUGGUGUGAUCACCUUCCAUCACUCGCAAACCCCACACCCAGCGAAUGUCCGCCGCCGCAUCCGCCAGUUGAACGACUACAUGUCGCCUACAGCUGACUGGAUCAGCUAUGCUCUGAUCGACGACAUCACCGACGUGUAUGCGCCUCGCGUCUCGCAGAUUGAAGAAGAGGUCGACGAGAUCGACGAACAGAUUUUGUACCUGCACGUCACAUCUGCAGAUGACGCGGAGAAGACCAAGUCUGAUUCGGGCAACGAGAAAAAGUCCGGCAAUGCUCCUAGCAACCAAGGCGAUAUGGGCGCUCAAAAGGCCGAAGGGGAUCGCACCGCCGGACCGAGUGGUGGCGACCUCCUCCGCCGGGUCGGCGAAGGCAGGAAGAAGGUCAUGGGCCUGUACCGCUUACUUGGCAACAAAGCAGACGUCAUCAAAGGCUUCGCAAAACGCUGCAACGAGAACUGGGAGGUGGCGCCGCGCAGCGAGAUAGGACUCUAUCUGGGCGACAUCCAAGACCACAUCGUCACGAUGAACAACAAUCUCUCGCACUACGAAAACCUCCUCAGCCGAGCCCACAGCAACUACGUCGCCCAAAUCAACAUCCGCAUGAACGAGCGCGCCGAACAGAACGCCGAUAUCCUCGGCAAGCUCACGGUCAUUGGUACGAUUGUCCUGCCGAUGAACAUUGUGACUGGUAUGUGGGGAAUGAACGUCUAUGUGCCUGGACAGGAGUACGAUGACAAUUUGACGUGGUUCUGGUGCAUUACGGCGGGUCUGCUGGCUUUUGGCAUUGGUUGUUACUUUAUUGCUAAGAAGGCUUAUGGGAUUGUUUAG